Talaromyces atroroseus is the source of this 963-nucleotide messenger RNA. RefSeq names its product 37S ribosomal protein S9, mitochondrial. The record is from RefSeq and is a predicted model, not a curated record. Bases 1 to 963 code for a protein of 320 amino acids. NCBI's taxonomy places the organism in Eukaryota, Fungi, Ascomycota, Eurotiomycetes, Eurotiales, Trichocomaceae. Gene Ontology annotation, cellular component: ribosome; mitochondrial small ribosomal subunit. Gene Ontology annotation, biological process: translation. The transcript has 2 exons. Gene Ontology annotation, molecular function: RNA binding; structural constituent of ribosome.
AUGGCUUUACAAAGGUCGACAUGCCUGGCGCGGUCGGCCCAAGGUGUGUACGGAGCUGUCCAACGGCCGUCCUCUUUCCAAACUGCCGCAACACCGACGCUCAGCAUUUCGUCGCAAUUCACGAGUUGGAGGAAACAGCGGACUCACUUUUCUACUUCGCCUUGGCGUUGUGCUGAAGAAGUCGGCAUUGCUCGCGCGGCACCAGAAAUCGACUUCAAAAAUUUUAGCAUACAACCGGCACGUAUACUCCCUGCCUCGCCGGCGUACUUCUCCGGCAGUCCCAAAUUUAUCGACCACCGGAUAAAAUUAGAGCGGCUCUUAGCGAAAUAUGUACUACUGCCUACACUACCAGCCGGCGAAGCACCCCGAAUGGCGUGGUUCAAACUCGCCCAAUUUCGAGAGCACUUGGGCGAACCCAUCCCCGCGAAAAAGUACAAGAACUUUCAAAAAGUUCUCCAACGACUCAAUAGAAUCCAGCCAGAUAUAGUGCCCGACGAAGUUCGGCACGCAUUGAACAGCUACGUUCGUCCCGGUAACCCUUAUGCCAACAAACCUGCCCCGAGUGAAGUGGACGAAUUCGGUCGGGCGCGCGGAAAAGGUAAACGAAAGGAAUCCUCAGCUGUGGUUUACCUUGUAGAAGGUGAUGGGGAGGUUCUCGUUAAUAACAAGAAUAUUGUGGACGCAUUUCCCCGAGUACAUGACCGCGAAAGCGCUUUGUGGGCACUGCGAUGCACCCAAAGGCUUGAUAAAUAUAAUGUAUGGGCCAAAGUUUCGGGAGGAGGAGUCACAGGCCAAGCAGAGGCCAUCACAUUGGCUGUUGCUCGUGCAUUGAUGGUACAUGAGCCAGCACUCAAACCAGUCCUUCGACAGGCUGGUGUUAUUACAGUCGAUGCUCGUCGGGUUGAGAGGAAGAAGCCUGGUCAUGUAAAAGCAAGAAAGAUGCCUACCUGGGUCAAGCGAUAA